Messenger RNA from Aspergillus viridinutans, 1974 nucleotides. RefSeq lists its product as uncharacterized. NCBI's taxonomy places the organism in Eukaryota, Fungi, Ascomycota, Eurotiomycetes, Eurotiales, Aspergillaceae. The transcript has 2 exons. The record is from RefSeq and is a predicted model, not a curated record. Bases 1 to 1974 code for a protein of 657 amino acids.
AUGACCUCUCCCCGGACUCGGCCACGUCUCACAACGAGGAGCCGCCGGCAUAUUCGCAUGCACCUCCAGCAGCCCAGGUUCCUGGAUGAGGAUACAGUACGACGCUUCAUCGCUCGCCAUAUGACCCUUAUCAUCGUCGUCACUCUACCAUGGCUUUCAGCCGUAUGCGCGAGUGCGGCCGUCAUCUAUGUGCAGAAUCAAAAGACGGCCAACAGCCUGCGAAUGCGCCAAGUCACGAAUCUGGCAGACCGUCGAUGGUUGGAUAUUACCCUGUACAAGGCGCUUGUCUCGGGAGGAUGGAAGAGGCAUGGCAGUCCAUUUUUGGUUCUUGCCAUCAUUCUUCAUCUGAUUGCCGGCUUGACAUAUCCCAUCCAGUCAAUCUUCCUCGAAACAAAGACGAUCCGUGUCCCCGAGACCAUGAACAGGGUGGCUACCAUAGCCGAUCUUCCCUUCCUUACAUACCCUGGCACAGCUACUUCACUCCUAGGCAAUGACAUCUUGACGGCUCGCAGAGCUCUCAGCGACGCGGACUCCAUCACCUUUCAGCCGUUUUUGUGGCAAAACACGUCUGGUAUACAAUUACAUACCCUGGAUGACAUUCUAUCCUUGAACGACUCGUUCUAUGCUCAGCUCCCGACUGGAUUCAACACGGGCGUACUGCGACAGUUUGCGCCUCGCGUGAACUCCACCGCCACGUACGAGAGUAUGACUGCCAGUCAAUUUCCGUCGAACUGCGACAGUGUCCCUGGGUCUUUUUAUUCCAAGUACUAUUCCGAGUACACAGGAUACGCACGCCCUGAAAGCUGGGGAGUCACUGCCUGCAUGCCUGCCAACCUGACCAAAUCACCAUGGCAGAAGACGCGAGAUCGUCAGGAGUUCUCUGAAACGCUUUAUUUGAAUUUCACCAGCACACAGGGUUACUCCAGCGACACGCCGACUGGUGGCAAGCUGUACCGAAUCACGGUCAACACCACCGCCGGAUACUUCGAGUUGCCGAACUACAUGAAUGAGGGCCUGCCCGGCCCACUACUGGAGAAGGACCCCCUUAGCCUCUGCGGCGCAGACUGUCGCUAUCAGACCGUUGAUAUGAGCACCGACCGGGUCCGUCGCGAUAACAUUACCACCACAGACACCCUCGACGCAGCGUCCUGGGACCCCAUCUCAACAGUCAACAAAGGGCCCCUUCUCACGACGGAACUCGCAAUGUUUGGUCCAGGUUCAUUCCUAGAUACAUUCGCUGCAAAACUCUCGGCCAUCAAGGCCAGCGUCAACACAGCCAACUUCACAGGCGAUAUCUGUCUCGACGUCCCUCCACUUCUCAACCUGAUCCUAAAUGAGUCCUACGGCCUCCUUCCCCGACGAUACUGCCUAGAUGCUCCCGUGGGGAUUCGCUACGAGGGCAACAAUGCCGACAGCCUCAUCCAGCAAUGGCUCGGCUACUUCCUCAAAGGCGAGGACCGAUUCCCCCUGGUCUUUACAGCGGCAGCCUUCCUAUCCAACAAGCAAAUGCUCGAGUCCGUGUCUGGUCAGUGGUGGAUAUACCAGGAUCUGGGAGCCGAGAUGGAUAUUCCCACCAUCUCUCUCGCAGGGAUAAUCGUCGGCUCGGUCCUGAUGGCCCUAUACAUCAUCCCGCUGGUGGGACUCUCAUUCUACGCGGAUUGGUAUCCACGGUGGACGGAACGGUUAGACUCCUUCGCGAUGCUGCGCUUCGGGGCCGCGAUUGGCGAUAAACUGCUCCCUCUGCGGGUGGCCCGGACAGUGGAUCAGAUUCCGGUAUUGGAUGAAAUCCCAGGUGUUGUGAGGGAUGUGUCUAUUCCGGAUGGAGAUGAGGUUCUCCCGAUGGGCACUCUGGGGCUUGGGGAUGGACGGCCGUUGCAGAGAUAUCGUCGGUAUGAGGCUUUUAAGGAGAGUGACGAGCCUUUGACGCAGGUAGAGCACAGAACGCUGCGGUUGGAAUUAAUGAUGUUCCGAUAG